GAUCUCGCUGGGACCGAACCAGGAAGUGGCGCCUUGUUUAGAGAAGAGGAUCAGAUGUGUUUUCAGACAUGUCGCUUUACAGAAGCUGCUCGUUUUGUGUUCUGCUGCUGUUACACGUCCACUCCCUCGUGUUCGGGGACACAGUGAACCUCACCGCCGUGGAACCAGCGGACCGACCCGCCCUCCACAGCUCCCCGGUGUUCAAGCCCGGUGCGCCGGGCUCCCUGGGUCUGCUCGCGUCGUUCCCGGAGGACCUGGAGAUCAGCGCCUACUGCAGCGAGAUGCUGCUCAUCUUCGGCCGGCGCUACGACACCUACGUGAACUGCCUGGUUCCGGCGUCUCGACCCGUCCGAGUGUGUCAGAACUGUUACUCCAGCUAUGGCAGCCUGAGGGAAAUCUACAACAACAUCUCCUCGAACCAGAUGGGUCCUGGUAACGAGAGCUGCGGCGACACUCUUCUGCGCAGUGACCGGCUGAUGCUGGUUUAUCAGCUCUACAGCAACCUGAAGGACCUGUGGGGUGAAUCCAGCUGCGAGCGCUGUAUCACUGCAGGAUUCCAGAGCCUGACGAAUGACACGCUGUACUUCAUGGCAAUCCUCAACCAGACUAACGCCUGUUUUCAGAAGUAUCAACAGGGGAAUCACACAGAGCUGUGCACAAACUGUAAGAACACAUACGUGGCCAUGAACGAGCUCUACAGCGGAAUGGAGAAGAAUCUGACUCUGUGUAUCGACAUAGAAGACGCGAUGAAUGGGACACGCAAACUGUGGAGUAAGAAUUUCAAUUGUUCCUUGCCCCGCGAGGAGACGGUGCCUGUCAUCGCUGUGUCCUGCUUCAUGCUAUUUCUGCCCAUCAUCUUCUACUUGAGCAGCUUCCUUCACUCGGAACAAAAGAAACGCAAGCUCAUACACCCCAAAAGAGCGAAGUCGUACUCCAGCUUGAUGAACAUUCAGGACAAGCAGAGCUGAGCAGCUGAGCAGGAGAGAUGCCCUGAGAUGAUUGACAGCAUUCCUUUUAUCAAGAGCUACACUCCCAGGAGGAGAUUUGACUUCUCGUGCUUGAGGCUCGACGGACGCAGAGCCCUCGACCGCAGCUUUCCUGUUGUCUUCGGGGGGCGGGGGGGGGGGGGGGCUGUGAUA
This is a messenger RNA of Pleuronectes platessa (European plaice), 1139 nucleotides long. RefSeq names its product osteoclastogenesis associated transmembrane protein 1 (gene ostm1). The transcript has 6 exons. The coding region runs from base 69 to 968 and encodes 299 amino acids. NCBI's taxonomy places the organism in Eukaryota, Metazoa, Chordata, Actinopteri, Pleuronectiformes, Pleuronectidae. The record is from RefSeq and is a predicted model, not a curated record. Gene Ontology annotation, cellular component: cytosol.